AUUUUUGUGCUACUAUUGUUUUAAAACAAAAAAGGGUGGUGGUGUAUCUCGUCUAAGGGAGCAUCUUGGUGGAAUAACUGGGAAUGUAGUGGAGUGUAAAAAUGUGCCAACGCAUAUUAAGAAUAUAAUGGCAGAUGAAUUCAAUGAUGUUCUUGUUGUGUUUAUGAAAAUUCAAUGAUGUUCUUGUUGUCAUGUUUUUUAUUUGUAGGCUGCAUGCUAUGAUGAGAGAAAAGAUAGGGAGGGAGCUGAUUCGGUGGAAUGCCACUAGAUUUGGCACUGUUUUCAUUUUUCUCCAGAGUUUUUGGGAUAGACAAGAUAAGUUCAAGCAAUGGAUGGUAUCUGAUGACUGGGAGAAAUGUGUGUGGGCUGGUAAGGCUGACCAUGAUUUCACAUAUGAUUGUUUGACCAGGAAAAAAUGGUGGAGUCAAAUGGAAGUGGUGUUAAAAGCUGUCUCCCCAAUCUAUUCUGUACUUCGUUUAGCUGAUCAGCAACAGAAGUUCUAUUCUAUAUCUGCAUUCAUUCCAAAAAUGAGGGAAUCUAUGGCAGAAAUACGUGGCAAUUUAAGUGAUAAUACCAUCCAAAAAAAUCUACAGAAUAGGGUGUUGGAAAAAGUCCAAGGAAGACUUGAUUAUCUUGUCAAUGAUACACUUAUGCUUGCAGCUGCCGCACUUGAUCCUAAAGCACUGUACACUUCCAAGCUUGCAAGGAAACCAAAGUCCAGACAUGCUGUCACAUUGGCCAUCAAGAAGCUUGCAGGCUCAUCUUCAAAGGCUUCUGCUGCAAUCGAUCAAUUUACUUUCUUCUCAAAACAGGGAGGGUUAUUUGGAGGAGCGGAGGCUCGAAAAUAGGCUCUUAAUGGCCGGUGUA
Panicum virgatum (switchgrass) is the source of this 867-nucleotide messenger RNA. RefSeq lists its product as uncharacterized. The transcript has 2 exons. NCBI's taxonomy places the organism in Eukaryota, Viridiplantae, Streptophyta, Magnoliopsida, Poales, Poaceae. The coding region runs from base 192 to 848 and encodes 218 amino acids. The record is from RefSeq and is a predicted model, not a curated record.